CCUCCGCCGGGCAGCUGAGCACAUGGUUUUGUAUGUUAGUCCACUGGGAUAAAGGACUCCUGCUUCAAACAGCACGCUCCUGCAUGCUCUUAUUACCAUUAGUUGAAUUUCAGAGCCAACAGGAAUAUAAAGAGCAAGAAAAACAGAAAAGGCUGAUUAAACAGCUGUCAGAAUGUACUGAAACCUCAGGAGAAUCAGGUGGGACGUAUUACCUUUAAAAACCAGUUGCCUUGUCGACAUGUGGACCUCAGUGCCUUCAUCAUGUCUCUGUUCACACACGGGUUGGCCUGCCUCUUUGGCAUCGGAUCAUGGGUGGCUAUUAACGGGAUGUGGGUGGAGCUACCUCUGAUCGUCCCCUCCAUUCCUGAGGGUUGGUACCUGCCCUCCUACCUCACAAUCAUUAUCCAGAUGGCCAACAUCGGGCCUCUCUUCAUCACGCUCAUGCACCGCUUCAGACCGGGCGUGCUGGACGAGCGGCCCGUUAUCUACACGAUCGUAACGGUCGGUGUGGUGGCCACCUUCCUCCUGGCGUUCCUCUGGAACCGCACACUUACUUUUGGAGGAGGCGAACACAGUGCUGCCCUACUGUCCCUCAGCUUCCUGCUGUCUGUGGUGGACUGCACCUCGUCCGUCACCUUUCUACCCUUCAUGAUGCGUCUGCAGCCUCGGUACCUCACCACCUACUUCAUUGGAGAGGGUCUAAGCGGUCUGGUCCCGGUGCUGGUGGCUCUUACCCAAGGCGUAGGGGUGGUCCACUGCAAAAAUGCCAGUGUUAAUGCGAACUUUAGCAUGGGGAACUCAUCCUUGGGAUUCGAUGGAGAACUGCAGGCACACUACCAACGGGCCAACUUCUCCGCUCAGGGUUUCUUCCUGUUCCUCAGUGCGAUGAUGAUGGUGUGCCUGGGCGCUUUCUUGUUACUCAACUUCCACCCAGCUGUGGCGCGGGAACACAAGAGCAAAGGUUAUGUUGAUGAUUCUCAGCGGGUGGAGAAGAUUGAUAUGAGCCAAUCCCUAAACAGUGAAACUCCAGAGCAAAGGCCCAUGUUGGAUUUCCCAGAAGGCCCGGUGAUAAAACGACGCAGUUCAUUUGGAAAAGGAACCUACAGCAGAACCGAGCUGGUCUUCAUAUUUGUAGUUCUGGCCUGGGUCAAUGCACUGACCAAUGCAGUCCUGCCCUCGGUCCAGGCUUACUCCUGUUUGCCGUAUGGAAAUCAGGCCUAUCACCUUGCAGCCACUUUGUCUUCAGUAGCCAAUCCAGUGGCUUGUUUCAUUGCCAUGUUUGUACCAAUCAGGUCUCUGGUGCUGAUGGGGUUUCUGACAGUGACAGGAACAGGGUUUGGAGCAUAUAUAAUGGGCAUGGCAGCACUAAGCCCUUGUCCUCUGCUGAUCAGUCAUGACCUAGGAGCAGCACUCAUCGUCUUAACCUGGGUCAUAUUUGUCCUGACUCUGUCCUAUGUGAAGGUGAUUAUUGGAGUGAUCCUGCGAGAUGAAGGCCACAGCGCCCUCGUGUGGUGUGGAGCUGUGGUGCAGCUGGGCUCUAUGUUAGGUGCCCUGUCUAUGUUCCCUUUGGUUAGUGUCUAUACACUUUUCCAGUCGGGAGAUCCCUGUAAUACCAAGUGCCCUAAAUAAAAGCAAUCAUUAUUUUGAUAGAUUCAGAGUAAAACAAUAAGGCACUGACUUAUAGUUACAGUGUAACUUGUCAGUUAUGAUAUUUUUGUUAUUUCAAUGUAAUACUUGAUAUGUCGUGUUUUUAUUAUCGUGUUGAACUGUUGCCGAGAUCAUUUUUGUUUUGUUUUGUUUUGUUUAAGAAUUGGAAAAUAUUUAUGAUUGUAAGACAUGAUGCUUAAUAAAAGCCAUGCCAAUCCUAUUUUUGUUCUUUUUUUUUUUCAAGACUUUAGUAAGUUUUGAAAUAAAUGAAUACAUACAUAAAUAAAUUUUGUUCUCUCAGAAUGAAGCUGUGUUGUGGUAAUUCCUUUGAAACAUAUAUAGAACACAUAACACCAUCAUACAGUUGCUCUGAAUGUGAAAUUUUUAUAGGCAAGCGUUAAAUUAUUUAUUGUUAUCAGGGCAGAGUGCUGCAUAACUACACACAUCAGCAAAUGUGACAGGAAUUUUCAUUUCCAUAAAUCAUCAGGCUCUUGAUAUAGCUCGCUUUA
This is a messenger RNA of Cyprinus carpio (common carp), 2156 nucleotides long. Its product is annotated as solute carrier family 52, riboflavin transporter, member 3-B-like. The transcript is spliced from 4 exons. Bases 262 to 1629 code for a protein of 455 amino acids. NCBI's taxonomy places the organism in Eukaryota, Metazoa, Chordata, Actinopteri, Cypriniformes, Cyprinidae. The record is from RefSeq and is a predicted model, not a curated record. Gene Ontology annotation, biological process: riboflavin transport. Gene Ontology annotation, molecular function: riboflavin transmembrane transporter activity. Gene Ontology annotation, cellular component: plasma membrane.